AUGCACGUCGCCCUCGCUGCACUCGCCUUUUUUCCACCAGAGACCGUGGUCGACCCACCGCUUACGGGCGUCAUCUGCUCCGUCCUCGACCACGGGGCCGUCGGUGACAACCGCACCCUCAACACGCCUGCCAUCCAGGCGGCGAUCGACACUUGCCACCGGGCUGCACCAGCGGGAUCCACAGUGCUCGUCCCACCUGGUGCCUAUCGUCCCGCGGCCAGCAUCCACCUCCGUUCAAACUUGCGUCUCCACCUCGCCCUGGGCGCUGGCCUCUAUGGAAGCUCCGAUCCGAGCGACUACAGCGUCUCGCUGCAGUGGUUUGGUGGUCGGCAUGUGGCAAACUUUGACGCACUCGUUCGCGGCGCCAACCUCACGAAUGUGAGCGUGACGGGCUCAAACGGUGCGGCGCUUCCAGGUAAUGCGUCGAUCAUUGAUGGCGUGGGUUGGAAGUGGUGGUGCUGGGCAAAGGCUGAGGGUCGUGGCAUGCCGCUGUACCAACCGUGCCGGGAGAAGAUGGAGAAGAAGAGAGACAGCAUCGGAGGAAGCGACACCAACAACGAGGGAAACGGCCACAGCGGCUGUCGCAUGUUGCUCGGCUGA
This is a messenger RNA of Emiliania huxleyi CCMP1516, 600 nucleotides long. RefSeq lists its product as hypothetical. The transcript has 2 exons. Bases 1 to 600 code for a protein of 199 amino acids. NCBI's taxonomy places the organism in Eukaryota, Haptophyta, Isochrysidales, Noelaerhabdaceae. The record is from RefSeq and is a predicted model, not a curated record.